Drosophila miranda is the source of this 782-nucleotide messenger RNA. Its product is annotated as probable deoxycytidylate deaminase. Lineage: Eukaryota; Metazoa; Arthropoda; Insecta; Diptera; Drosophilidae. The record is from RefSeq and is a predicted model, not a curated record. Gene Ontology annotation, biological process: dUMP biosynthetic process; dTMP biosynthetic process. Gene Ontology annotation, molecular function: dCMP deaminase activity; zinc ion binding. The coding region runs from base 87 to 650 and encodes 187 amino acids. Gene Ontology annotation, cellular component: cytoplasm. The transcript has 3 exons.
GGCGCGAGUGUCUUCUGUUUUUAUCGUCGUGACAAUUAUUAAAUGCAUGUUUAGUUAACGUCUUCAUAUUAAAUUGGUUUUCAAUAAUGAGCGACACAUCUGCAAAUAAGGAAGUUUCCGAAGCAGAGAAUUCGAAGCGGCAGGACUACCUGCAUUGGGAUGAUUACUUCAUGGCCACGUCCGUGCUCUCAGCCCAGCGCAGCAAAGACCCUGUCACCCAGGUGGGCGCCUGCAUCGUGGACCAGCAGAAGCGCAUUGUUGCCAUUGGUUACAAUGGAUUACCGCGCAACUGCAGCGAUGACGAGUUCCCCUGGUCGAAGUUAAGCAAGAACAGUUCUCCCGAUUCCCUGGAGGAAAAGAAGUUGUAUGUGGUCCACGCCGAGGCCAACGCCAUACUCAACUCCAAUGGCGGCAGUUUGGUUGGUACAUGCCUGUACACCACGCUCUUCCCGUGCAACGAGUGCGCCAAGCUCAUUAUACAGUCUGGCAUCCAGAAAAUUUUUUACAUGUCGGACAAGUAUGCCCAUAAGCAAAUAUACCGCGCAUCCAGGCGCAUGCUCGACUCCGUUGGCGUGGUCUGUACCCGGCACGUGCCCGCCCAGAAGCAGAUACUCAUUGACUUUGACGCGUUCCUCCAGGACGAUAGAUGAAGCACUCAUUCAACAGACGAAACUAAAUCUAAAUUGAUGUGAAUUUUAUGUACAUUUUUGAUUCAUAAUUUAUUAUAAGUAAUUGUGAUUCUUUUAAUAAACUGUAGUAAAAUGUGUCAUUGUUUUGAAAAA